Molecule: messenger RNA, 2380 nt
Organism: Gasterosteus aculeatus aculeatus (three-spined stickleback)
Lineage: Eukaryota; Metazoa; Chordata; Actinopteri; Perciformes; Gasterosteidae
Gene: slc10a4
Product: solute carrier family 10 member 4
Biological process (GO): bile acid and bile salt transport
Cellular component (GO): membrane
Molecular function (GO): bile acid:sodium symporter activity
Source: RefSeq, a predicted model, not a curated record
CGUUGAUUGGUCCAUCCCCCCCCUCCUCUGCGCGUGCCCGUGUGCAGACCCCUCCAGCUGUGUGCGUGUCACCGGGAGCCAAUCCGUGGCCCCAGUCCGCCUCGAAGAGCGCAUCCGCGGUCUGGCCCCAUCCCGUCCCCCCGACCACGGAGCGCUGCUUCUCCUCAGUGCCGCUGCGCCGCUAGCGGAACCGUUUUACGCGCGAGCCUCCGCCUCUCCUGUUGCGCCAUGGAGAACUCCAGCCGGCUGGGCGGCGACGCACAGCGCGCUGGCUUGGCAGACUUCACGUCGGGCACCUCGACACAGGUCGCGGAUCCUCCAAAGGGCGCCGCCGUGGCGGGACUGGUGGCCGUCCUCCGGGAAGGCGGCGCGUUCCGGGCCGCCGCCGGCGCGGACUUCAUGGCGGCUCCGCCGACGGAACCCCCUCACCUGGUGCCCGCCUUCUGGGAUUCGCCGCUCAGCCACGGCAUCAACGUGUUCGUGGGACUUGUGCUGUGCUUCACCAUGCUGGGGCUGGGCUGCACGGUGGACGUCAGCCAGCUCGGGGAGCACGUGCGCAGACCCAUCGGGGUGCUGCUGGCGCUGGUGUGUCAGUUCGUCAUCAUGCCCUUGGUGGCCUUCCUGUUGGCUCUCGCCUUCUCUCUGGACGAUGUGGCGGCGAUGGCCGUCCUCCUCUGCGGCUGCUGCCCGGGGGGAAACUUAUCCAACAUCCUGUCUCUGCUGGCGAACGGGGAGAUGAACCUGAGCAUCGUCAUGACCAUCUCCUCCACCCUGCUGGCCCUCGUGCUGAUGCCGCUGUGCCUGUGGAUCUACAGCCGGGCCUGGAUCAACACGCCCGUGGUCAACCUCAUGCCCUUCGGGGCCAUCAUCCUGACCCUGUGCAGCACUCUCAUCCCCAUCGGUUUGGGGGUGAUGCUGAGGUACCGCUACACGCGCGUGGCAGACAUUGUUUUAAAGGUGUCCCUGUGGUCCCUGCUGGUCACCCUCCUGAUGCUCUUCAUCCUGACGGGCGCCAUGCUGGGCCCCGAGCUGCUGUCCGCCAUCCCGCCCUCCGUCUACGCCGUGGCCGUGCUGAUGCCGCUGUGCGGCUAUGCCGCGGGCUACGGCCUGGCCGCGCUCUUCGACCUGCCGCCCAGCAGCCGCCGCUCCGUCUCCCUGGAAACCGGCUGCCAGAACGUGCAGCUGUGCACCGCCAUCCUGAAGCUGGCGUUCCCCCCUCAGCUGGUGGGGGGCAUGUACAUGUUCCCGCUGCUCUACGCGCUGUUCCAGGCGGCCGAGGCCGGCGUCUUCAUCCUGGUCUACAGGACGUACCGGGAGAAGGUCCUGCACAAGGCCGACCCCCUGAGGGACGGCGGGGACGUGACCUACCAGCGCUUUCAGGACGACGAGGAGGACGUGGAGCCGUCUUAUGGCGCCGUGACGGUGCGCGACCCGAACACCAUCGUGUUGGACCCCUGCCCCCCCGACCCCACCCCCGUGUGACGGGAUCCAGGAGAAUAAUCGUCAUCACCAAGAGGAACCUGGAGGACAGGAGAUGAUGUCAUCACGCUUCAUGUGUUCAGUUUAACAAUUCAACGCAAUAACCUGGACGGGACGUCCCGAGCCGAACACGGUGUCCUGACCCGGCCAGUAACACUAAAUCAUGUUUUCUGGUGAUUUAACAGAAAUAAAGUAAGCGUUAGCUCCUUAACCUUUACAACCAAAUACGGAUUUAAUUCUGAAAGUUAAAACUGUUGAAACGAGACUCGUAGACGGAGGCGAACGCCGGUGAAUUAUCCGCGCGCUGGUAUCGUCCUGACCCGGACAGGUGUCCUUCGUCACCGUAAACACGCUUUUUUUCCCCGCGGAUAUUAAACAUUGAUUAAAGCGCCGCCAAAACGACCAUCAAUGAUGUCACCAUAUGCGGGAACCCAAUUCUGGCCUUUCAAAAUAAGAUACUCCGCUUCAACACCUGAAAAUAGUGCAAUAAAAGCUUUUUCCUUCAUCUCGUCGAAGUUAACUUUCCUGCAGCGGUGAGACGUUUGACCCACAGAUUCGUCGACGUGUAUGAAUUAACGCUUUCAAGGCGAUCAAUGAAAAGAAUCCCGGAAAUCCCGGGUCAGGAAACCGUUAAAUCUGUAGAACAGAGUUUCUCCUCGAAGAAUCACACAUAAAUGUGAUUGGUCAUGAAUGUGUUCUUUCAUUUGUUGUAAUUAAAUUAUUUAGCAUGAAAACAAAAACGUGAAAAUCAAGAAGUCGAGAAGAGAAAAGUCAGUGGACUGAAACUUCGACCUGUGAAAGUCACAUUAAUCCUGAAAGCCAAACGGACGAGCAGCUCAACAUGUACAAUAUGUGGAUAUGAAGAACUAAUGUAACCGCUAAAUAAAAAGGUGUAAAAGAC